CAUUGAGGACUUCUUCCGAAAGGGAGAGUGCUAAAAGCUCCUGUUCCAACUGACAUAUUCACAUACACACUUCAAAAUACAUAACCUCAAAUCGUUUGACAGCUGAGCAAGAGAAACGUGUGUGCGAAUUUCAAUGCAUUGUUUUGUUUAGUAAAAUCAUACGUGAGGAACGGAAAUUUUUCGAUUCUGCGAAACUUUCAACAAAUUCAUUCAGGAUGGAUGACGGACGAUUUGAUGAUGCCGAAGAGGAUGUCACUGGGCCAGUAAUUCCACAGCAAAAAGUAGCUGCACCACAAACAGAGCGCAUUGUGGAAAAAUUGACCAAAAUGAGCGUUGAAAGUGCAUUGUUCAGUACGGAGCACAGUCGCAAAGAGGAAAAUGCUAAUUAUGACUAUGAUGAUGAGGAAUACACAAGUGACAGUGAUGACGAAGACUAUUAUGAAUUAGUUUCGGCCAGUUACCAAAAGAACAAUCAACAGAUCAGCAGUGGCGGUGCGUCUGUGGCGCAUACGAAUGCACAAACGUCCAGUAAUAAAGUGAGCAGCUUUCAACCAUCCGAUAAGCUCUUCAAAAAGUACACAAAUAAAAUCAAUGUGGAAAAAUAUGAGGGCCCACAAUUGCCAAAUAGUGCGAUAAACACUUUGCUGGAGAGCAAUCGUAAGGCAGAGGCAGACCGAUACCGAGCAAAAGAUAAACAUGAUCGUGCAACGGCUGAACAAGUGAUGGAUCCACGAACGCGAAUGAUUCUAUUCAAGUUGCUCAACCGUGGUCUAAUCACCGAAAUUAACGGUUGCAUAUCGACGGGCAAAGAAGCCAAUGUGUAUCAUGCAACAUCAAAAACUGAUGCAGAGUAUGCCAUUAAAAUCUAUAAAACAUCAAUUUUAGUGUUCAAGGAUCGUGAUAAGUAUGUGUCGGGAGAGUUUCGUUUUCGCAGCGGCUAUUGUCGUCACAAUCCACGUAAAAUGGUACGCACAUGGGCUGAAAAAGAGAUGCGUAAUUUGCUUCGUAUGAAAAAUGCGGGCCUCAAUGUGCCCGAACCGAUUUUAUUGCGGAGUCACGUAUUGGUCAUGACAUUCUGUGGAAAAAAUGGUUGGCCAGCACCCAAACUGAAAGAUGUCGACAUUUCAACAACAAAGGCUCGUGAACUGUACCAUGAUUGUGUGAUCAUGAUGUGGAACAUAUUCAACAAAUGUAAAUUGGUGCAUGCCGAUUUGUCGGAAUUCAAUUUGCUGUAUCACGAUGGGAAAAUUGUCGUUAUCGAUGUGUCACAGUCGGUGGAGCAUGAUCAUCCGCAUGCAUUGGAAUUUCUGCGCAAGGAUUGUACAAAUAUUACGGAUUUUUUCGCAAAGAAAGAUGUCGCCACAAUGACUGUACGUGAAUUGUUCACAUUCAUUACCGAUCCAAAUAUUACAGAAGGCAAUAUGGAAAACUAUUUGGAACAAAUGGUGGAAAAAAUCGGCGAUCGAAACAUCAAUGAGCUGUCGGAACAGGAAAAAAUCGAGGAAGAAGUCUUCAAACGGGCUUAUAUUCCGAAACGUUUGGACGAAGUUGUUGACGUCGAACGUGAUAUCAUUAAGGCCAAAGGGGGUGCUGGUGGUGAUUUAGUUUACAAGACAAUUACGGGCCUCAAAUCAGAUUUGACGGUUGAAUCAAAACCAGUUCUGUUACAGAACGACGAUAAUUCGCACGAAAAUAUCGAACAACAAGAGCAAGACAUCGACUCCGAUGAAGAUUCACCGUCAGACGAUAGCAGUAGUAAUAGUGAAGCAGACGGUGAGAGCCGAUUCAAAGACAGUGCGCGGCCCAAGGAUGAAUCCAUCGAAGACAAAAAACUACGAAAAAAAGCCGUCAAAGAUGCAAAAGCUGAAAAGCGAAAAAAUAAAUUGCCCAAACAUUUGAAGAAACGCAAAGAAAAACAAGGGACGAAAAAGAAAUAAUCAGAAAAAAAACUACCACACACUAAAUACGCAAACAUGUUUAUAAAAUAAAUCACAGAUCUUGAUCUGAACAACAGCAAAUAUGUACAUAAUUUUUCACCUGGUGCUAGGAUUAAUGCGAUUCAUCAAAUAAAUAAAGAGUGUUAAUAUUCUCAUCGCACGAGAGGAAGGGAGAAUAUUUUAUACGUAUAUUUUAAACAGCUAAAA
This is a messenger RNA of Sitodiplosis mosellana (orange wheat blossom midge), 2144 nucleotides long. RefSeq names its product serine/threonine-protein kinase RIO1 (gene RIOK1). Gene Ontology annotation, molecular function: ATP binding; protein serine/threonine kinase activity. Bases 216 to 1937 code for a protein of 573 amino acids. The record is from RefSeq and is a predicted model, not a curated record. Gene Ontology annotation, biological process: maturation of SSU-rRNA. The transcript has 4 exons. NCBI's taxonomy places the organism in Eukaryota, Metazoa, Arthropoda, Insecta, Diptera, Cecidomyiidae. Gene Ontology annotation, cellular component: preribosome, small subunit precursor; cytosol.